GCAGUAGUAGUGUACUUGAUUAGAGACUCUCCUCCACUUUAGAAAGUGUAGUCAGGAUUUGCGCAUUUUGGGGUGGGGUUGCGGCCUCCCGCCACCCCCCUUUGCUCCAGAUCCGCUCUCUCCUCCUCCCUGAUUUCAAAACCCACCCGCACCUCCUCCACUGGCUGACGAGACCUAGAACCAUGAAACGGGAGUUGGAUCUCUCACGUCCUUGUGCUUAAGUUCACUCCUAUUAAAAUUAUUGAACGGCUCGGAUCAUCCGAGCACCUACACAUAUCCGAUCGAGCUGAUUUUUUACGUUGCCCAUCGGAUCAUCCGUAUGGAGUCCGGAGUGGACCCUACACGAACCACCACAUUUUUGGUGCGGUAGCUAUAGCGCUGCUCAUUUGGUUUGGAGAGGUAUAGAAAAUAACAAAUUCAAGUCAUGUGCACAUUGCAUUUAGAGUGACUCAAAUGUUACAAAUAAGACAGUUGCAAUAGAAACGGAUGUUGGUUGCAAAACACCAUUCUAGUACUCUACUGCACUAAAUUUACCACGGGCCCAUUGGUCGAGUGACACAUUAACGCAAAUUAUACACAAAACCUUACUCGACAGAGCCCUUCCACCGAAGGAGUUAACGGUACCAGCUUCGAUCCUCCCACCGUAGACCACGGAUCCACCUAAGCCACCGCCUUAGCCACCGGUUCCGACGCCGUCAAUGUCCAUGGCGUCCGCCGGCGUCUCCACCUACCGCGACCGGACGUCGGAGUUCCGAUCCCUAUCGGAGACCUUGAAGAAGAUAGGCGGAGCCAACGAGUCGGGCGAGUCGCACAACGGCCCGUCGCCGCCGAAACUCCCGGCGUCGUCGUACAGAUCGGAGUUCAACAAGAAGGCCUCGCGGAUCGGGUUGGGCAUCCACGAGACGUCUCUCAAGAUCGCCAGGCUUGCGAAACUGGCCAAAAGGUCAUCAAUAUUCGAUGAUCCACUCAAGGAAAUUCAAGAACUAACUGCCUUGGUAAAAGAUGACAUCACUUCACUUAACAUGGCAAUCUCGGAUUUGCAAACCCUUCAGAACUUGGAGAGAGCUGAUGGGAAUUAUUCAGAUGAUAGAGUUGUCCACUCCACAACAGUUUGUGAUGAUCUGAAGAAUAAACUUAUGGGGACUACAAAACAGUUUCAGGAUGUGUUAACUACCAGAACUGAGAAUAUCAAAGCUCAUGAGAAUAGGAAACAGAUGUUCUCCACAAAUAUAGCGAGAGAGAACCCUUUGAGGCAGCCUGCGAAGACCGUUACUGAACCACCUCCUUGGUCAACUCCAUCUGGUUCAUCGGGGAGUUCACAACAGUCAAUAUUACCGGCAGAUGGAGUUCAAGCUGGCAACCAAUUGAGGCGGAGGUUAGCUGCAGACAACACUCCAACACACCAUAUGGAAAUGUCGAUGUUGCAGCAGGUGGUUCCAAGGCAGGAGAGUUACUCACAAAGCCGGGCAGUUGCUCUCCAAAAUGUUGAAUCAACAAUUUCAGAGCUUGGUGGGAUAUUCACUCAUUUGGCUACAAUGGUUGCUCAUCAAGGGGAAUUGGCUAUCAGGAUCGAUGAUAACAUGGAAGAGUCGUUGGCAAAUGUUGAAGGUGCUCGCAGUUCUCUGUUGAGGCAUUUAAACCAAAUAUCAUCAAACAGGUGGCUCAUGAUUAAGAUAUUCGCCAUUUUGAUCUUUUUCUUGAUGGUAUUCAUCUUCUUUGUGGUUUGAUCCUUACCCAAUGAGAAUGUUUGUAUAGAUGAUUCAUCUUCUAUUCAAAGUCAUACCAUCAAAGGUCUCACAGCUUCAUUGUAACCUUAGAAAGUUAGAAAGUGUAUUUGUCAAGUAUAGGUUGCUCAUUGUGAAACUUGCCGAGUAUGUAGCCCUUGUUUUGUGCAUAUGCUUUUGGCUUACCAUUGUUAUUAUAUUGUUUAUUCUUUUUGAAGCUUUUUGCCUUUGUUUGGACACACGUUUAGAGCCAGUGUUGUGGGUUUUGCUAUUUUAAUUGAUGAUAUUCAAUCA
Messenger RNA from Rhododendron vialii, 2018 nucleotides. Its product is annotated as syntaxin-31. Gene Ontology annotation, biological process: vesicle fusion; intracellular protein transport; endoplasmic reticulum to Golgi vesicle-mediated transport. The transcript has 6 exons. The record is from RefSeq and is a predicted model, not a curated record. Lineage: Eukaryota; Viridiplantae; Streptophyta; Magnoliopsida; Ericales; Ericaceae. Gene Ontology annotation, cellular component: endomembrane system; SNARE complex; Golgi membrane. The coding region runs from base 699 to 1727 and encodes 342 amino acids. Gene Ontology annotation, molecular function: SNARE binding; SNAP receptor activity.